ACCCUUUCACUUUCGAAUUCUUCGUCACGCACAAGGAAAUUAUAACCGGACACGUCGUCGAACGCCUUCGUCGUUUUUGAAAGCUUAUGCACCUUCGAUAUAGAAAUAGAUAAAAGUUCAUAUUUUGCACCACGUUCAUACAUGAUGGCUCUUUUCGACGUAAGCGGAUUCAAGACGUAUUCCGAACUCCGUGGGCAGAUUCUUCCAGCGGGACCGACGCACCUCGUGGACCGAACCAACCACUACAGUUUUGGGACCAAAACUCAAGAGUUUGCUGUUCCUCCGGGUGUCGACCCCUCGGGGUUUCUCAAGUCCUGCAACCGAGACGGAGGUGUGUGCAUUGACCUGGACCACGGGACGACCACGCUGGCCUUCAAGUUCAAACAUGGAGUCAUCGUGGCUGUGGACUCCAGAGCCUCAGCUGGCAGUUACUUAGCAUCCAACGAUGUCAACAAGGUGAUAGAGAUCAACCCCUACCUGCUGGGCACCAUGUCGGGCAGCGCCGCAGACUGCCAGUACUGGGAGAGACUGCUGGCCAAAGAAUGCAGACUGUACAGGCUGAGGAACAACCACAGGAUCUCUGUGGCUGCUGCCUCCAAGCUGCUGUCCAACAUGAUGCUGGGUUACAGAGGCAUGGGCCUCUCCAUGGGAAGCAUGAUCUGUGGAUGGGACAGAGAGGGCCCCGGUUUGUACUAUGUGGAUGAUAACGGGACGCGUCUGUCUGGCCGCAUGUUCUCUACCGGCUGUGGGAGCAGCUUCGCCUACGGCGUGGUCGACAGCGGUUUCCGGGAAGACAUGACGACAGAGGAAGCGUAUGAGCUGGGUCGCCGGGGCAUAGUUCACGCUACGCACAGGGACGCCUACUCCGGCGGAGUGGUCAACAUGUACCACAUGCGGGAGGACGGAUGGAUAAAGGUGUGUAAGGACGACGUAUCAGAGCUGAUCCAUCGCUACAGGAAGGGAAUGUUCUGAGUUUGACCCCGACACACGGAUCAACCUCCACAGUCUGAAAAUGGUCCAAUCACAGGUUUCUGUUGAAAAUGAUGUAACUUUGUUUUAAUAUUGAUUGAGAGAUGAAAACUAUAUUGUGGGGGUGAGUGCGUAACGUAGUGAGCGGUGAAGGAAAAUGUAAUAGAACAGUGAAUGUGAACUGACCUUUGUUUAGUUAUUGUUCUUUAUUUUAUGUCAUGUCCUGUACAUGUUGGACAUGUUGACACUGUAGCUCUUCAGUGUAGAAUUUUGUCUCCGCUCACACACGGAUCCUAAUAAAGACUGUUGUUCUGCUCA
This is a messenger RNA of Scophthalmus maximus (turbot), 1287 nucleotides long. It is a transcript of the gene psmb8a, whose product is annotated as proteasome 20S subunit beta 8A. The transcript is spliced from 6 exons. The record is from RefSeq and is a predicted model, not a curated record. Gene Ontology annotation, cellular component: proteasome core complex. Lineage: Eukaryota; Metazoa; Chordata; Actinopteri; Pleuronectiformes; Scophthalmidae. Gene Ontology annotation, molecular function: threonine-type endopeptidase activity. Bases 142 to 972 code for a protein of 276 amino acids.